Molecule: messenger RNA, 1830 nt
Organism: Schizosaccharomyces cryophilus OY26
Lineage: Eukaryota; Fungi; Ascomycota; Schizosaccharomycetes; Schizosaccharomycetales; Schizosaccharomycetaceae
Product: type I ferredoxin Etp1/cytochrome oxidase cofactor Cox15
Exons: 2
Coding region: 1-1830 (609 amino acids)
Biological process (GO): heme A biosynthetic process; P450-containing electron transport chain
Cellular component (GO): mitochondrial inner membrane
Molecular function (GO): oxidoreductase activity, acting on NAD(P)H, heme protein as acceptor; 2 iron, 2 sulfur cluster binding
Source: RefSeq, a predicted model, not a curated record
AUGAAUCCUUUGUGGUUUUCGAGGCCUACUCAGAAGUCAAUUUUAGCUCGUGUCUCCUUGGGCAAACCGUUUUCUAACAAGUCGAACACAUCUUUUAAAUUGAAUGCAACUAGAUCGUUCAAUUUUGGUUCCCUGAACACCUGUCGACGCGUUGGUACAGAUGCGCACUCGAAGACGAAUCAAGCAUUCACCGAAGUUGAAAAUAUUCCUGGCAAAAAAGUCGCCUUUUGGCUUUUGGGAUCUUCAGCAUUGGUGCUUGCCAUCGUAAUUGUUGGUGGUAUUACUCGCCUUACUGAGUCAGGAUUAAGUAUUACUGAAUGGAAACCAGUAACUGGAGUUAUCCCUCCCCUUACUGAUGAACAAUGGAAUCAAGAGUUUGAUCUGUACAAGCAAUCGCCAGAGUUUCAAAAGCUGAAUAGCCACAUGACUGUGGAUGAGUUCAAGCAUAUCUUCUUUUGGGAAUGGUUCCAUAGAGUGUUGGGACGCGGCAUUGGACUGUUAAUAGCUGUUCCUUCCUUCUACAUGUUGGCUAGAGGAAAGUACUCGCCAUGGCUAAAAAGGCGUCUCGUUGGGUUGACUGGUCUGGUUGGUUUGCAAGGAGUCAUUGGUUGGUGGAUGGUGAAAAGUGGAUUAAGCAAACAAUUGUUUGAAGAUGGCUCUCAUCCACGUGUUAGUCAUUAUCGCUUAGCCACGCAUUUGGCCGCUGCAGUAGCUCUCUACGUGGGAUUGAUCUGGACAGGCCACGGAAUUCUUCAGCGUCAUUCUUUUCUAAAAGCUUUUAAAAAUGGAACAUCUUCUACAGUCAAUAGUAUGGUUUCUUCCGUAAAAUCCAUGAAGGGUUUGAGGUUUGGAGCUUUCUCUCUUGUAGGCCUUGUUCUCACAACUCUGUUAUCUGGAGCUCUUGUAGCUGGUUUGGAUGCCGGUAUGAUCUACUGUACCUUCCCUACGAUGGGUGAAGGACGUUUAGCUCCAACCAAAGAAGAGCUAUUUGACGCACGUUAUUCUCGUAAGGAAGAUAACUCGGAUUUGUACUGGCGUAAUAUGUUAGAUAAUCCUAGUCUCGUCCAAUUGCAACAUCGUGCCUUAGCGGUUACUACCUUUUUAACAGCCUGUGGUAUCUUCUUAUAUGUUCAGUCAAAGAAGAAGGCUUUACCAAAGAAGCUAACUAGAAGUGUUUCUAUAACUACCGGUGUAUUGACGGCCCAGGCUGGUUUAGGUAUUAUGACUCUUAUCCAUGUUGUUCCUGUCCCGUUGGCUGUCUUGCAUCAAGCUGGUAGUCUCGUUGCACUUACCGCCGCCUUGUCGUUGCUACAGCGUUUGUAUCCAGAAUUUGCUCUCCGUAACGUUCGCAGUUGGAUAAAUCCAGUCUCUUCAUCUUCAUCUCCUUCUAAUAUGGAUUCGGUUACUAAUGUUUUGAAUCAAAAAAGAUCCUUCCAUUCUUUUUCUAUGCUGCGUCACUCAGCCGCUCAAAAGCCUGCUCCUGGUACGGGAAUAAAAGUCUACUUUGUGACACCAGAAGGACGUGAAGUUCUUAUUGAAGGCAAUGAAGGUGAUAGCAUUUUGGACUUGGCCCAUGCGAACAAUAUUGAUUUGGAGGGUGCUUGUGAAGGAUCUGUUGCGUGCUCCACGUGCCAUGUCGUUGUUGAUCCUGAACAUUACGAGCUUUUGGAAUCUCCCGAAGAAGACGAAGAAGAUAUGUUGGAUCUUGCUUUCGGUCUGGAAGAAACUAGUCGACUUGGUUGUCAGGUCAUUCUACGUAAAGAUUUGGAUGGUAUUCGAGUUCGUAUUCCGUCUCAAACUAGAAAUAUUCGACUUGAAAGAACAAAAUAA